AUGCGUGUCCGGCCUUUCGUCUCAUCUGCUCUCCUCUUCCUCUCCAUCUCGACAGCCAUCGCCGGCCCUCCCUCGAACCCGGAUUCGAAGAAAAAACUCCCUUCCAAAUCUACUCCGGACUCGGGUGCUGCGAAGCCCGUCCCCGAGGCUGUCGCCACAGAUCGGCCCCAAACCAGGGACUUCAAUAGUCCGUUCGAUGGGAAAGAUGGCAAACCUCACGCCGGGCCGUUUAUAGAGACAAAUGCAGAGCGAGACCGCAAGAAGUCUCAAGACGGCUCAAAGACCACGGACGAUGACGACGAGACCUUCUCAGAUCCAGAUACUGAACAUAUCGCGCCAGAUGGAACAAAGAUCCCCCAUUCAAAUGAUGGAGUCAUGGACGACAAGAACCGUUCUGGCCCAAAAGAGGGAACCACAGGGACGGAGGGAGGUGUGUCAGAGAAAUCCAAGGGAAAGGACACCAGUGAGGACAGGAAACCCGACCCUCCAAAGGAAGCACCGCCGCUACCUCAUAGCGAGCAGAAGAAGAUUCCUGGACAGGAAGAACAAACGGGGGAUGAGGAAGACGAGCAGAAGAAGGGAACGAAGGUAUUAGAGAAACCCGAUGACUUGCCAGAAUCCCCUCACUCGAUUACCCCCCCAUCUGGACCCGGGAAGUCAGACAAAUCUCUCAAGCCUGGUAUCUCCACGAAGCCCGGCUCAUCUCAGUCUUCCACUACCAAGAAGACACCUUUAGAAACCUCAAACAACGAAAUUAUCCAGCCUCUCCAUUCCUUUGUCCUAUCCCUGACGAUGAUCCUCUUCUCUGAAAUUGGCGAUAAAACCUUCUUGGUUGCCGCUCUAAUGGCUAUGCGCCAUCCUCGAAUGAUUGUCUUUUCUGCAGCUUUCAGUGCACUCGCCGUCAUGACCGUUCUCUCCGCUGUCCUUGGUCAUGCCGUACCUACCAUAUUACCCGCACACUUUACCAGCGCCCUUGCAUCUAUUCUCUUCUUCGUUUUUGGCAUUAAAAUGAUACUCGAGGCACGCAACAUGGCCCCAGACGAGAACGUCAGCCAGGAAAUGAAGGAGGUAGAGAUGGAGCUGGAGGAAAAGGAGCACGAGCAACGCCGUAUGAGCCGUAGCCGCUCCGGUAUCAGCGCAUAUGCGCUAGAGUCAGGACAUGGAGGAAUGCCACGAAAGAGUCGAUCCUCCAAUCACCGACUUCCCUCUCCAGAAAGUAUAUCUUCUUCGUCUUCGAGAGAUAACUCUCCUUCUCGCGCACACACUAUCGCAAAUUUUACAGCUGGGAUUAGCAACCUGUUUUCGCUUCUCUUAAGCCCCGCUUGGGUGCAAACCUUUGUGAUGACCUUCCUCGGAGAAUGGGGAGACCGAAGCCAGAUAGCUACAAUUGCUAUGGCUGCUGGUGCUGAUUAUUGGUGGGUUACCUGCGGUGCAGUAAUCGGACAUGGAAUAUGCACUGCGGCCGCAGUCAUUGGAGGGCGAGCUAUUGCUGGCAAAGUUAGCAUCCGAGUUGUUACUUUUGGUGGCGCCAUUGCCUUCCUGGUCUUUGGCCUCCUCUACCUUUUCGAAGCGAUAUAUUAA
Arthroderma uncinatum is the source of this 1581-nucleotide messenger RNA. Its product is annotated as transmembrane protein 165. Gene Ontology annotation, biological process: Golgi calcium ion transport; calcium ion transmembrane transport; manganese ion transmembrane transport. Bases 1 to 1581 code for a protein of 526 amino acids. NCBI's taxonomy places the organism in Eukaryota, Fungi, Ascomycota, Eurotiomycetes, Onygenales, Arthrodermataceae. The transcript is spliced from 3 exons. Gene Ontology annotation, cellular component: Golgi apparatus; fungal-type vacuole membrane. Gene Ontology annotation, molecular function: calcium ion transmembrane transporter activity; manganese ion transmembrane transporter activity. The record is from RefSeq and is a predicted model, not a curated record.